Messenger RNA from Gekko japonicus, 1513 nucleotides. RefSeq names its product ATP5S-like (gene DMAC2). The record is from RefSeq and is a predicted model, not a curated record. Lineage: Eukaryota; Metazoa; Chordata; Lepidosauria; Squamata; Gekkonidae. Bases 20 to 832 code for a protein of 270 amino acids. The transcript has 6 exons.
AUCACGUGACUCGUCCAAGAUGGCUGCGCCCAUGGCUCUUCGGCGUGGCGGACGUCUCCUCUCCUUGCUACGCGCUUGCCCGCGGUAUAGCAGCCGUUCGAGCCGCCCUGCCGCCGGCCUCCUCAAAGGACGGAUCCUUCCGUAUUUAUACGACCGCUUCUACGACAUGGAGGCCUUCAUUGACUUUGGCACAAAGCUGACGGGCUGGAAUUUGGAGAGGAAAAACACGCACUAUCUCCGAAUCCAGGAAAAGUAUGGGGACGAUUUGGCAGCCGCCGUCUUUGCCCUGAUGCUCAAAGGAGGCGUUAGGUUCCGGGGUCAAACGGAAUGGUACCGAGAGCACAACCGAAAGCGAUUUUGCGUGGACCUGGUAAAUUACCAGGGAGUCCCCUUGGAAGCGGCUGACUUCAGCGGCUCGAUCAUCAGCUACGAAGGUCUGGGCAGCCUGGUUAACCUGAAAGCACUGAAACAUCUCGAUCUCAGCCGCUGCCCCAACGUGGACGACUGGUGCCUGAGUCGGCUGCACGUCUUCGGGGAGACGCUGGAGGAGCUCUCCCUUGCCGGCUGCCCCCGGGUCACCGAGAGGGGGCUGGGUUGCCUUCACCACCUGGAGAGCCUCCGACGCCUGGACGUCUCCGACCUCCCGUCCGUCCCCUGCAAAGGUUUGGUCCGGAUCUUGCUGGAAGAGAUGUUGCCCCAGUGUGAGGUCGUCGGGAUCCGCUACGACGAGGACGAACUCACUCUGCCCAUCGAACCCGACGUUCACCAGGGUCAAACAGAAUUGCUGCGGGAAGCGGCCCGCGUCCAGAAAACCAGAGAGAUCCCUGCAUGAGUGGGACAGGCGAAGGAUUUCCCGAGAGGUUUUUCCUUCUCUUCCCGGAUCCUUCUUUGCAUUCAGGUUGAUAGAAGGAAAGCAAUAAAUAAAUAAAUUAUUGGGGUAGUUCUAAACUUACACCCGGACGUCUGGAAGUUAAUAUCCCCGGCGGUCGUCCUUAUAAUAAAUGGAACCUCCAUGUUCAGAGGCACUGUACCUCUGGGUUCUCUGGUUGUGGAGUGUUAAUUUUUUUUUUAAUGAACCGUCGAAGGAGCCAACAAUAAACCAACGAGUUGCCCGUGCCCUUAACCUGCGGGCUCGCUAGCGAAUCAACUCAACCUUCAGUUUGACUGAUCUGCUGAUUAUUUGAAAGGCGCUUUUAUUGUCUCGCUCCCUGGAUGGUGUUUAACUUCCUGGAAAGUUUCUUUGUUUUUCUUUGAACCGGGGGAGAGUGCCCUGUCUUUAUCUGAUUCCGAGUAAACCAAAAAAGGGAUCACAGUUACAAGGAAACGUAUCCGACAAACAAACACUGUGAUAAAAAUGACCAAAAAAAAGAAGUUAAGCUGUAAUAAUUUGAACACGGAACCAGAAGAUAAUUUGAAGAAAGUAAAAAAGAAGCUAAGAUGUAUCAAGAGGCCUGACGCCUUUCGAUAUAAUAGGGAUUACUCCUGAGGAAGACUGGUGAAAUGAGUUUAUAAC